This is a messenger RNA of Drosophila rhopaloa, 1101 nucleotides long. RefSeq names its product fibrinogen-like protein 1. Lineage: Eukaryota; Metazoa; Arthropoda; Insecta; Diptera; Drosophilidae. The record is from RefSeq and is a predicted model, not a curated record. The coding region runs from base 1 to 1101 and encodes 366 amino acids. The transcript has 4 exons.
AUGGAACAUCUUAAGAUGCUGAGACUAUUAUCCUAUUUGCUUGGCUUAUUAAUUUUUCCAAGUGUACAAGGAGGAAUUGGAUUCCAUUCAAAGGAUGAGUCGUUGUGCGUUCUCCAAGAUGCACCUCAACAGUGUGGCUCCUUUUGCCUGGCCACACUCAACCCGCUAUUAGACGAUUCUGAUAAUAUCCGAAAAAGGUUGGAAGAAAUCGAGGCAGGACUCGAUUCGAGAUUCAAGCUGGCGGAAGAACAACAUAUGGCUGUGAAAUCCGAAAUAAAGAACCAACUUCAGGAACAAGUGAGCAAAAUCAUCACAAAAGAAGACUUCGCGAAUUCAAUUCAGGCUCUGCAGACCAAACUGGAUACGAGAUUGGACAGAACCGAGGAACAACUUAAGUCGAUGAAAACAACUGCUGAUGACAACGAUAAACUCAAAAGACGAGUAAAUACCCUACAAGACACCAUAAAAAACUUGAAGACGAUUGAGAAAACAAAAUCAGAACUAUCUAGUCAGCUUUCGGAAUACCGAAUAAAACUCAGGGAGAUGGAACCAUUUAAGGUGUCAUGUGCGUCGUUUCCUUUUGGUUGGACUGUAAUUCAGAGACGCAUUGACGGAUCCGAGAACUUCCAUCGAAACUGGAAUGAUUAUAAAUAUGGAUUUGGGAAUGUCAGGGGAGAAUUUUUCAUCGGGCUGGAAAAAUUGCAUCGGAUGACUGAGGCACGACCCCACGAACUCUACAUCAAACUUGGGAAGGUUAAUGGAUCCACCAGUUACGCUCACUAUGAUGACUUUAUGAUUGGGAGUGAGAAGGAAUUGUACGAGUUGAAGAAUCUAGGGAAAUAUUCUGGUGAAGCCGGAGACUCACUCACAUACAAUAAGAACCAAAAGUUCACCACAUUUGAUCGGGAUAAUGAUUUAGAUAAACGAAAUUGUGCCGCUGCUUAUGGUGCAUGGUGGUACGAUAAAUGUGGAUUUAGUUCGCUCAAUGGAAAAUACUCGAAAGAAGGCAAAGGUUACGGAAUUCAUUGGGGCUCAUGGCAUAACCACGACUGGCAGAUAUCACUAACGUUCACCGAAAUGAUGAUAAGGCCCAAGUCCUAA